AUGUUUUCCCGCGUUCUUAGCAGACGCGCCCUGGGCACCGCGACUUUGGCCGCAACUGGUUACGCCGCCUAUUCCUGGAAUAAACCACAUUUCGAUAACGAGGUUCGUGUGACCUCCAAGCUCCACACACGGGCUCCUGCGCUGCCAGAUCGUGCAGAACUUUUGGACAAAAUGGCCAAAACUGAAGAAUUUGACGUUCUGAUCAUCGGUGGAGGUGCCACCGGAACUGGCGCCGCUGUCGACGGCGCCACUCGUGGACUGAACGUGGCUUUGGUCGAAAUGAACGAUUUUGCUUCGGGUACGUCUUCCAAAUCUACAAAAAUGGCCCACGGUGGUGUAAGAUACCUUGAAAAAGCUUUUUGGGAGCUUUCCAAAGCUCAGCUCGAUCUGGUCAUCGAAGCUCUAAACGAGCGUGGCCACAUGCUAGAAACAGCCCCACACCUGUGUAAGGUUCUUCCCAUCAUGAUCCCCGUUUACAACUAUUGGCAAGUGCCUUACUUUUACAUGGGCUGCAAAAUGUACGAUCUGUUUGCUGGCUCUCAAAACUUGAAAAGCUCCUACAUGAUGAGCGCGAAACGCGCUUCGGAGGUUGCACCCAUGCUAGACGCUUCUGUCUUGAAAGCAGGCCUAGUUUACCACGAUGGUUCCUUUAACGACUCCAGAAUGAACACUGCUUUGGCGGUAACAGCCAUCGAGCGCGGCGCUACUGUUUUGAACUACGUCGAGAUCACAAAGCUUGUGAAAAACAAAGAAACUGGUCGUGUUGAAGGUGCCAUGGCCCGCGAUCGUGAAACUGGUAAAGAGUUCAGUAUUAAAGCAAAGGUUGUGGUGAACGCGACUGGGCCUUUCAGUGACCGCAUACUACAGAUGGAUAACUCCAAGGAUGGCUUGCCCAGAAACGACUUAACACAGUAUGCUAAUGAAGGCCAUGACUCAAUAGGUUCCCGUGUCGCCGUUUCCAACCCCCGUAUGGUCGUUCCCUCGGCCGGUGUUCACAUUGUAUUGCCCGCUUUUUACUGUCCAAAAGAGAUUGGUUUGUUAGACGCCAAGACUUCUGAUGGUAGGGUCAUGUUCUUCUUGCCAUGGCAAGGAAAGGUUCUUGCUGGUACCACUGAUAUACCCAUGAAGCAAGUUCCUGAAAACCCUACUGCUACUGAAGCCGACAUUCAGGACAUUUUAAAAGAGCUACAACAUUAUAUCAAGUUUCCUGUGAAGAGAGACGACGUUUUGAGUGCAUGGGCAGGCAUCAGACCACUUGUCAGAGAUCCUAGAAAGUUGAAGGAAGGGGAUGAUGUGAGCUCCACACAGGGCCUAGUCAGGAAUCAUUUACUAUUCACAUCUGACAAUGGUCUGGUUACUAUUGCAGGAGGAAAAUGGACCACUUACAGAGAAAUGGCAGAACAGACAAUCGAUGAAGUGGUUAAGGUUGGUCACUUCCAAGCGAAGCCUUGUAUCACGAAGAAAAUCAGGCUGGCUGGUGGCGAAGGUUGGGAUCCAAACUUCGUCGCCCUGCUCGCCCAAAAAUACCACCUUUCAAGCAAGAUGGCAGAGCACCUAGCCAACAAUUACGGUACCCGUGCCCCGAUUAUCUGCGAAAUGUUUAAAAUAGAUGAAAAGAACCAACUGCCGAUUACCUUUGGUGGUAGGGAAAACGUCACGGUGUACAGAAAUGUCAAUUUCGAUUGUUUCCGUUACCCCUUCACGAUUGGUGAGUUGAAAUACAGUCUCAAGUACGAGUACACAAGAACAGCUCUUGAUUUCUUGAUGAGAAGAACAAGAUUUGGGUUCUUGGAUGCAAGACAAGCAUUGGCAGCAGUUGAUGGAACUGUCAGCAUUAUGGGUGACGAAUUGGAAUGGGACGAGGGCAGGAGACAAUUGGAAAGACAACAAGCUUCUGACUUCAUCAAGACCUUCGGUGUUUAA
Molecule: messenger RNA, 1923 nt
Organism: Lachancea meyersii CBS 8951
Lineage: Eukaryota; Fungi; Ascomycota; Saccharomycetes; Saccharomycetales; Saccharomycetaceae
Source: the annotation of a GenBank genome assembly